Molecule: messenger RNA, 3622 nt
Organism: Myotis myotis
Lineage: Eukaryota; Metazoa; Chordata; Mammalia; Chiroptera; Vespertilionidae
Gene: CA12
Product: carbonic anhydrase 12
Exons: 11
Coding region: 185-1255 (356 amino acids)
Cellular component (GO): plasma membrane
Molecular function (GO): zinc ion binding; carbonate dehydratase activity
Source: RefSeq, a predicted model, not a curated record
CCAGGAGCGCAAAGCACAGACGUGCUUGCCGAGCUCGCGCCUGCGCUGCGCACACGUGGUCGCGGUGCCCAGUGCCCGGUGUGGCGGUCCCCGCGCGGGCGCUCCCUGGUCCCAGCCCGGCGACCAGAUUGGGAAGGAGCGGAGCCCAGGGCAGUCCGCGCCGGCCCCGCAGGAGCCACCGAAGAUGCCCCACAGCAGCCUGCGCGCGGCGGCCGUCCUCCUGCUCUUGAUCUUAAAGGAACAGCUUUCCAGCACAGCCCCACUCAACGGGUUCGACUGGACCUAUAUUGGUCCUGCCGGGGAGAAGAGCUGGCCCAAGAGCUACCCGUCUUGUGGGGGCCUGAUGCAGUCCCCGAUAGACCUGCACAGUGACAUCCUCCAGUACGAUGCCAGCCUGGUGCCCCUUGAGUUCCAGGGCUAUAACGUGUCUGCCAAUGAGCAAUUGACCCUGAUCAACAACGGCCACUCAGUGAAGCUGAAGCUGCCCCCGGGCAUGCAUAUCCAGGGCCUGCCAUCCCGCUACAGUGCCACACAGCUGCACCUGCACUGGGGGGACCAGAAUGACCCCCACGGCUCCGAGCACACUGUUGGUGGGAAGCACUUCGCUGCCGAGCUGCACAUUGUCCAUUAUAACUCGGACCUGUACCCCAACGCCAGCAUCGCCAGUAACGAGUCAGACGGCCUCGCUGUCCUAGCUGUUCUCAUCGAGACGGGCUCCUUCAGUCCUUCCUACGACAAGAUCUUCAGUCACCUUCAGCACGUCAAGUACAGAGGCCAAGAAGUGCACAUUCCCGGCUUCAGCAUUGAAGAGCUGCUGCCCGAGAGGCCGGCCGAGUACUACCGCUACAGAGGGUCCCUGACCACGCCGCCCUGCAACCCCACGGUGCUCUGGACGGUGUUCCGGAACCCCGUGCACAUUUCCCAGGAGCAGCUGCUGGCUCUGGAGACAGCUCUGUACUGCACACAUGAGAACGACCCAUCCCCCAGGGGAAUGGUCAACAACUUCCGGCAGGUGCAGAAGUUUGAUGAGAGGCUGGUGUACAUCUCCUUCCAACAAGAGCGAGACCUCACCUACGCAGGACUGAGCCUGGGAAUCAUCCUUUCGCUGGUCCUGGCUUGCAUUCUUGGCUUCUGCAUCGUCCUGGCAGUAUUCAUCUGGCUUUUCAGAAGGAAGAAGAGCAGCAAGAAAGGUGGCAGCAAUAAAGGCGUCAUUUACAAACCGGCCCUCAGGAAGGAGGCGGAGGCCCACGCCUGAGGUCCUGGCGCUGCAGGCGCCGAGGGAGGACUUCGCUUUGGAUGCUUUUAGGCAAAAAAGUGAAUGAUGGCUUUCAUCACGGCGGCUCCCUGGGCACUUGAACUACCCGAAGGUUCUAUGCAGCUCACCCCACAAACACCUCAGACCCGUGGGGUGCCCCCCACCCUGAUGCUCGGCCUCUCCCAGGGCGAUCGUGGAUGGGAGAGCUCGCCCAGGAGCAGGAACUCGGAGCUGUGUCCUUCAUCUGUGAGACUGGAAGAGGUCUGGACUCUGGGGACACACCCCACGCCGCCUGUGGGGCUGCGAUAACUGAACGUCACUCUUCUCCAGGGCUUCACUCAGGUGUGGUUUCGAAAGUCCUGGAAGGUCAGCUCCUUGUCCAAGAUUUCACACCAGCGUGUGCGCAUGUGCGCCCUCUACUUCGUUGUGCUUUGGAGACUCAUGUCUUGCCUCAGGGAAGCCGGUGUUGUCUUCCUCUGAUCCUCCUGCUGUGACAGGACUUUUAGUCUGACCUUGCCACCUGGGCAGUGGUGUGUGGGGGGGGGGGGGGGGGGGGAGCACAGGCACAGGGUCAAGGUGCCUGAGACAAAAGGAAGGGGAUAUUCUUUGAAAGAUGGAAGAGGCAUCUUCCCAGUCCUGUCCUUGGGGUCAGACACGCUGACUAGACUGCAGAGAGCGUGGGAGACACAGUCUGAGGAACCUUGGAAGCUGUGAGUGUGAGAAGGUCAGACUAGGAAGCCCGAGCCCGCCCGCCCACCCGCCCGCCCGCAGGGCAGUGAGGGUUUAUGCUCCGUAGCGUUUAUCAGUAAUCGGCCCAGCCCUGAAAAUGUGCUGUUGCUUUCUCUCUCCUGGAGCGGACGUGCGCUCUGAGAGCCUAGGAAACAGGCAGAAGCAAAGUGGUUGAUGAGCUUUGUCCCUUUGGCCUAAAUUUCAUUUCUGCCUCCUUCGUGGGAUUGGGACUCGGCUACUUCCCUGACCCUCAGGAUCGAGCCACAGCUUAGUUAAAAGAUAUUUCAAGGUAUGACAGCAGGGAGUUAUCUGUGCUGGGCUGGCAGCAUGGGAUGCAGGGACCAAACCAAAGGAAUGUUCCAAAGAUCCCUCAUGGUCUCCCCCCCAAGUCCCAAAGGCAGUUCCUGAGGAGACAACUCCUUCACUGUCCCCUCCAAUGCCAGAGCUCAGGAGCCCAGGGAGUCCCAGGCCCGAGGAGGGGCCCCCACCGCAGCCUCUCAGGUCAGCACCUCCCAGUUCACAGAACCCGCUGGUCCCCAGCCUCAUCUGACAGCAUGGAAUGUCCUCCUGAAGCACGGGUCCCUUUCUGUCCUCCUCCCCUCCUGCUCUCCCUCUGACUCUCACACGUCUUCGCCACUCUCUGCUCUCACGACUUCCCUAGUGACGCCAGGGCUGGGGCCUGGGGCUCGUGUGCCUGGCGGAGUUACAAAUGAGCCCGCGGCGCCUGGGACACGUGGGUGCUCGCGAGGCCUCUGGCAGGGCUGGGGCCUGGGGGGGCCUCCCAUGCUGCCGUCAGCGCACCUGAUGCUGGUCAGAUGGCAGCAGGGACAGCCCAGUGACCAGCGAGGGGAACAAGGCAAAGCUUUCUUGGCCUCGGCCCAACGGGGCCCAUCAGACACCAACAGCAGCCACUCCAGAGCCAAAAGCUCUCUACGCCUUCGGUAGAUGAAUUUUGUACGAGAACAGAGAGAUCACUGUACCUGGCAAUGGCUUCUUUCAUCAGAAGAGAGAUUUACUGGGUGGUGAGAGCAGUGGCGUUUCUCUUGCCCCCUUCCCCCAGCACAGCCCAGGCUCUGGCUUCCUGGGCCUCUCGGCUGAGAAAAAACAAAGCCGGGGAAGCAAGCAGAGGCUCCCAGAACCAACAGGCGACCUCCCUCCUAAUCCUUAUGGGACUGGGAAGCCUUUCCUCAGGCUCUCACUGACCCACUGACACCAGUCGCCACUGAGGGAAACCUGGGUGGGGGGAGGGCGCGCGGGAAGGCCUGGCUUCGUCGCCUCUCACUAGUGGGGGUCAGGAGUCUCUCCGUUUUGUUUCUUUAGUACCCUCUGAUCAAACAGUAAAAACCUGCACCUGUUUUCUUAAUAGACAUUCUAAGAUUUUGCUGCAUUGACUAUUAAUGGCAUUUCAAGUUCAGACCUUAAAUUCUUCUCCCCUUCACUAAGCUCUCUGAGCGCCUCCUGGCUGACCCUUGGGGAGCACCGGGGUCUGCAGCACCCCUCUGUCCCUGUGCCUGGGACGGAGCGUCGGCCACUGUGAUGAAGGUCUGUUUAGCACUUAUGUAUUUAUUGUAAGAAUGAUUGUAAUGAAGACACUGUAAAUAUGAGAAAUUAUAAAUAAAGUUUUUCACAGGAGACUGA